Molecule: messenger RNA, 726 nt
Organism: Penicillium angulare
Lineage: Eukaryota; Fungi; Ascomycota; Eurotiomycetes; Eurotiales; Aspergillaceae
Product: putative extracellular SCP domain protein Pry1
Exons: 3
Coding region: 1-726 (241 amino acids)
Cellular component (GO): extracellular region
Source: RefSeq, a predicted model, not a curated record
AUGAUCCCCACUCCAGCAUCAUACACCUCUGCCCCCGUCUUCGAGGACACCGUUCUCCAAGUGAGUAAUGGGUAUCGUGACGCCCAUGAAGCAACUGGAUUAGUGUGGAAUGAGACACUGACAAAGUACGCUCGCGACUGGGCCGAGACUUGUAUCUGGAAACAUUCGGAUGGACCCUAUGGUGAGAAUAUUGCCUUUGGGUACCCAAACGCUUCUGCUGCAGUAGAAGCAUGGGGCAAUGAAGGGGAGUUAUACAACUUCAACAAGCCAACUGGAUUUACCGAGGCAACCGGCCACUUCACACAGCUAGUCUGGAAGUCAACAUUGGAGGUCGGGUGUGCGGCAGUGAAUUGCGGAUAUACAGAGGAUUUUCUGAAGGCCAAACGAGAUGUUCUGGGGCCGAGGACUGCAGAUGGGAGCUCUCGGGCACAAGGCUGGUAUGUAGUGUGUGAAUAUACGCCAGUUGGGAACGUGGUCGGUGAUCAUGACGAAUACUUCAAAAAGAAUGUUUUGCCUAGCAAUCCAUCCCAUACGAGCUCAACCGAAACUGCGUCUGCUACAACGUCUACGACAGCAAAGACAUCUGCGACAUCUGCAUCUGCCGCGACGACUGUGACUCGCCCAAGUGUCGGGGUUGCCAAUUUGCAAGGACGCGUUGAGUCAGAAAUACAGAUCAUGUUACUAGCCCUUGGAGUUGUAUGGAUAACUAUGGGUCCUUACACAUAA